AUGACGAUCGAGAUCGCUGAUGCUCUUCAGUCCAAUGCCAAUGAGCUAUUCGAAAAGUAUUCUCUACAGGACAUCACAGAGCUUUCGAGCUCGUUGUCUGUGACAGCACAGAAUAAACACACUGAACUGCGUACACUUGUUGCUUCCCAAUACAGGGACCUCUUGAGCACCGCGGAUGAAAUCAUCGAGAUGAACUCGAUGUCAAAGACAUGUGACCAGAGGCUCUAUGACUUGUGCUUCCUGAACACUGCGAGACUAAGCCAUAACAUGAGUAUUGAAUCCAACGUUUCCAGGUUCUACUCCUCUACACCUAUUAAGGCUGACGACAGAUCCGCGAGGGUUGUUAAGAAUGCGGAUUUGUUUCUAGUGAUGAGUGAAUUGUUGAAUCUGAACUCGUUGAAUUCAGCUAGUGAGAUUUGUGAGGUACUGAACAAACUACCAAUUGAGGACAAAUGGUUCCAGGAUCGCGCUGGUUUGGUGGACAACAAACUGGCAGAGUUAGAGAUGUGCUUAGAGGCAAAGAUCAGGACAAUGAAGUUGGAUGAACUCGUCAAGAUUGAUACUUUCGUUGUUACAACGUCAUGGUUCAACAAGGCAAGACUGGAAAAUGCCAUCUAUGAAACUAUUCUGAAGAAAAUCACAUUGGAGAAUUUAACCAGCAUACUAUGUCAAUUUGACAAAUUUAAACCAAGGCUCUUGGAUAAGUUCAGUGGUGAAGCCAAAUCAGAACUCGAUGAAUUUGGAAAGCUAUUGGCCCAAGUGGAUAAGGUCAAUAAUGAGCCAAAAUUGGAGUUGUACAGCUUACACAUUGAAGAUCCUAUGGAGUAUCUGAGUAACAUUCAGUACAUUUCUAAUGGGUUGGUGUACAAGACAUACCAGCAGAUCUCCACCACAAUAGUACAUUGUCUCCGCUCUCUACGGUUUCUCAACUUGAUCGACACAACGCUCAGUGGUGAUUACCUCAAACAGUUGAAGUCCAAAGUUCAACUCUUUACAAAACACGCAGCUGACACGAAUAACGUUGCACUUGUAAAGUACCUCAACGAUCUAGAAACUUCAUUAUAA
Molecule: messenger RNA, 1065 nt
Organism: Williopsis jadinii
Lineage: Eukaryota; Fungi; Ascomycota; Saccharomycetes; Phaffomycetales; Wickerhamomycetaceae
Exons: 1
Coding region: 1-1065 (354 amino acids)
Biological process (GO): intra-Golgi vesicle-mediated transport
Cellular component (GO): COG complex; Golgi apparatus
Source: RefSeq, a predicted model, not a curated record